Messenger RNA from Perkinsus marinus ATCC 50983, 1599 nucleotides. RefSeq lists its product as hypothetical. Lineage: Eukaryota; Perkinsozoa; Perkinsida; Perkinsidae. The record is from RefSeq and is a predicted model, not a curated record. Gene Ontology annotation, molecular function: metalloendopeptidase activity. Gene Ontology annotation, biological process: proteolysis; peptide metabolic process. The coding region runs from base 1 to 1599 and encodes 532 amino acids. The transcript is spliced from 13 exons.
AUGGGUGAUGCUGUGGCCAGGGCCCUUUCGAAGCAGCAGAAGACGCUGAAGCGUAUGGGCUUUGACCCUGCCCGUCCCGGGGAUGGGGUCAUACGGAACAAGCUCGGUAUGCCAGUGAUGGAGAAGGGCAUGCGGGUAGCCUUUCCUGGUAUACGUCUCCUCAACCCCAUCCUUAACAUAGUAGCAUUCGCUCGAGGGGAGCGGUCGGAAGGCCCCCUCGACCUUAGGCAAAUGCGUAGUGGUAGCAAAAUGCUCUGGAGAUAUAUGGCCUUAAGGAGAUCUCUGAAUAGGGCUACUGAGGAGAAGGAGUUGAAGCAGAGGUACUUAGCCUUUAUGCGGCACGUCGAGAAGGCCCAGGCAGUAUCCAAUCCGGCUAUCUCUGGGAAACUGUUCCGAGCCGGUAGGUUGGGCAAGGAGGAGCUCGGUCACUUCAGUGGUACACGCUUGUUGGAGUUGCUCUUGGCGGAGAAGUCCAAAGGGCAUGCAAGGAAGCUGUUGAAGGCGAUGGCUAAGGGCCAUAAGGUGGUAUAUAAGAAAAUGAAGGGGGAGAGGAACUAUUUCAAGAAGAAAGAUCUCAUGGGCCUCACUGAGGAUGCGAUGCGGCAUUUCUAUGAGAACGAGGCUUACGACAAGAGCAUACUGGCCGUAUUGCAGUCUCGGAAGAGGGUCGCGGAAUCCCUUGGGUUUGCCAGCUGGGGGGAGAUGGAGAAUGCCCAGUUGGGCAUACACAACGAUGCUCAUUUGAUGCGGGUAUUACAACACUGUUGGAACGACAGUCUACCUCUCCUGGUCCCCUUCGUAAAGCGAUUAGAGCAGCUGAAGUUGGGCGCAAUGGCUGGUCGUGUUACACCGGAGUCUAAAGGGCCUCUAACAACCAAUGUGGACAUCAUUGACGAGCUCUUCUACGUCACUAUGUGUAGGCAAGAUAGGCUGCAAAGGCAGUUGGCAGAGUACAUGGUAUUUGGACCGGCGUUGAAGCGCUACAGCGAGCUGGCCUCUAGGCUCUUCAAUGUCAACCUCAUUGACGAGAGUGAUAAUGUGUCCUUUGGUCAUGAGGGUUGGGAUAGGGAUGUGAAGAUUAUGCACGUGGUGAACGCUGGCACCAAUGCACAUAUAGGAUAUUGGUAUGUCCGAGUGUUUGCUCGUAGUAAGAAGUACAAAACGGGUCUGGCCAACACAGUGCCUCUCUGUGAUGGUCAUGUAUUCACUGAGCUCAACUUCGUCCGCCCGCAGGUUAACGUAGUGAGGAAGCUGUAUUAUGAGGAGGUCCUAUCAUUCGGUCACCAGAUGGGGACAGCCAUGCAUAUGCUAUUUGGGCAAUCAAAGACGGCACAUCUCCCAUUGGACGCCAAGGCCCUAGCGGGCUCCUUAGCCGAGCUGGCUGCCUUAGAUUCUGAUGUGAUACGCUAUAUGGCUCGAGACGGUGGACGAGUGCCCAGUGAGCACGAGAUCCGCUCUGUCCGACGAGAUGUGUACUUCUACGUGUGGGCACUCCGGGAAAUAGCAGUUAUAUGUGUGCUACACUCUGGCGAGUUCGAUCCCGACACGGCCACUGUGGAGGACCUUCGUAACAAGGCGACGGAGGUUGCUAGAGCGUAG